CUGAACGUAAGUAGCCUUGAAACGUAAACGUCACGGGAUCAAGAUUCCAUUGGUUUCAUCUGUCAAGUUGUCUAAAUCUUAAGUGUACGCUUAUAUAUAAAAGGAAAAGGAACGCGAUGCUUUGCUAACUCUACGACAACUAGAAAACAAGGCAAUCACAUUUCACAGGUUGACAGUAAGAACACUAUUUGUCCUGUGACGCAAAUCCUGUUGACUUAGAAUCUCAGUGCAUUUCCAAUUCAUAUGGAAAUAUGAAUGACUGUGAAGACCAAAAGGAAGAGUUCCUUCACACUAAAAUUCCUCCUGGUGGAGAACAUGGGACCCGGAUGAAAACCACGGGAACAAAGCCACAAAGACGAGAAACUGAUGAAUCAGAACCUGACUCUGAAUUGGAACCAAGCUGUGUGUCCUUCCAGUCUCGAGAGCCACCUAUUCAUUUUAAAGCUCCAUUGUCUGAGGCAAAAAUCCAGAACUUUUCUGAUCCCAGCUGUAUUUCCAAGGAGAACCCUACUGCAUUUGCCAGCCAUAUUUCCUGUGAGAAGGAUUCUUACCAGGAGAGCUCAAAUGAUCUCAGGAGUCAGUCUACCAUUCAGAAUCACACUGAACUGGAUGCCAUAUUUACGCUGCUGGAGGAAAAUAUUAUGACUUUUGUUAAGAUUGAGCUGAAGAAGCUCCAAAAGCUCCUGAGUCCAGAUUAUCCUCAAAACUCAGAGGGUCAAAUGCAGAAUGAAGAGAUUCUGGAGGGUGAGAAUGAGGAGCAGAGGAGAAGAACCAUAGAGUCAUUUCUGAACAUCACUCUGCACUUCUUGAGAAGGAUGAAACAUGACGUUCUGGCUGAGUGUCUGGAGAGCAGGACCCCUACCAUAGAGUUUCAACAAAAACAUAGAACAAAUCUUAAGGAGAAGUUCCAGUGUGUGUUUGAGGGGAUCGCCAAAAAAGGGAGUCCAACCCUUCUGAACCAGAUCUACACAGAGCUCUACAUCACAGAGGGAGGGACUGAAGAGGUCAAUAAUGAACAUGAGGUCAGACAGAUUGAAAUGGCAUCCAGAAAACCAGAACAACAUGAAACAACCAUUAGACAAGAAGAUGUUUUUAGAACACCAUCUGGAAGAAUUAAACAGAUUGGAACAGUGAUGACAAAGGGAGUGGCUGGCAUUGGAAAAACACUCCUGACACAGAAGUUCACUCUGGACUGGGCUGAGGGCAAAACCAACCAGGACAUCCAUUUAAUAUUUCCAUUCACCUUCAGAGAGCUGAAUGUGCUGAAAGAGAAAAAGUUCAGCUUGGUGGAACUUGUUCAUCACUUUUUUACAGAAAUCAAAGAAGCAGAAAUCUCUAAGUUUCACGAUUCCCAAGUGCUGUUAAUCUUUGAUGGCCUGGAUGAGAGUCGAUUUCCACUGGACUUCACCAAUUGUCCAAUCCUGACUGACGUUACAGAGUCCACUUCUCUAGAUGUUCUGCUGACAAACCUGAUCAGGGGGAAGCUGCUUCCCUCCGCUCUCCUCUGGAUAACCACACGACCUGCAGCAGCCAAUCAGAUCCCAGCUGACUGCGUUGAUCUGAUGACAGAGAUCCGAGGAUUCACCGACCCUCAGAAGGAGGAGUACUUCAGAAGGAGAUUUAGCGAGAAGCAGGCUAAGAAUGUAAUUUCUCAUAUCAAGACAUCUAGAAGCCUUUACAUCAUGUGCCACAUCCCAGUCUUCUGCUGGAUCAUAGCUACAGUCCUGGAGGAUAUGUUGAUCAGAGAGAAAGGAGAAAUGCCAAAGACCCUAACUGAGAUGUACAUCUAUUUUCUUGUGGUUCAGAUAAAAUUGAAAAAGGUUAAAUAUGACAGUCAGCCUGAGGCAGAUGCACACUGGACCACAGAAAACAAAAAAAUGAUUGAGUCUCUGGGAAAACUGGCUUUUGAUCAGCUGCAGAAAGGAAACCUGAUCUUUUAUGAAUCAGACCUGACAGAGUGUGGCAUCGAUAUCAGAGCAGCCUCAGUKUACUCAGGAGUUUUCACACAGAUCUUUAGAGAGGAGAGAGGGCUGUACCAGGACAAGGUGUUCUGCUUUGUCCAUCUGAGUGUUCAGGAGUUUCUGGCUGCUCUGCAUGUUCAUCUGACCUUCAUCAACUCUGGAACCAACCUGCUAAUUGGAUCAACCAAUGCACCAAAGCAAUCUGCUCCAAGACAAAAUGAGUCUUCUAGAACAGAGCUCCACCAAAUAGCUGUGGACAAGGCCUUGAAGAGUUUGAAUGGACAUCUAGACUUGUUCCUCCGCUUCCUUCUCGGUCUUUCAUUGUCAAGCAAUGAAAAUCUUCUGCAAGAUCUCUUCUCACAAUCAGUAAACAGCUCACAAAGCAAUCACAAAACAAUUCAGUACAUUAAAAUGGAGAUUGCUGGCAAUCUGUCACCGGAGAAAAGCAUCAAUUUGUUCCACUGUCUGAAUGAACUGAAUGAUCGUUCUUUAUUGGAGGAGAUUCAGCAGUACCUGAGAUCAGGAAGUCUUUCCUCAUAUAAAUUGUCUGCUACCCAGUGGUCUGCUCUAACGUUCACCUUACUUUCUUUGGAAACAAAUUUGGAUGUGUUUGACCUGAAGAAAUACUCUGCUUCAGAAGAGGCUCUCCUGAGACUGCUGCCAGUGGUGAAAGCCUCCAAAAAAGCUCUGCUUAGUUGUUGUAAUCUGUCUGAGAGAAGCUGUGAAGUUCUGUCCUCGAUAUUGGAAUCACAAAACAAUUCCUUGAGAGAGUUGGACUUUAGCAACAAUAACCUGGGGGAUUUGGGAGUAAAGAUGCUCUCUGUUGGACUACAGAGUCCCCACUGCAAACUGGAAAGCCUCAGGUUGUCAGGUUGUAUGAUUACAAAGGAAGGUUGUGAUUCACUGAUCUCAGCUCUGAGCUCCAAACCCUUACAAAUGACUGAGCUGGACCUCAGCUACAAUGACAUAGGAGGAUGGGAAGAAAAGAUGUUGUCUGCCAGCAAAAACAACUCUGGACUGGGCACUCUAAGGUUGGAUCACAGUGGAGAGCAGUGGUUAAAACCUGGUCUAAGGAAAUACUUCUGUGAACUUGAGUUUGACACAAACACCACAAACAGAAACCUGAAGCUGUCUGAUGAAUUCAGGAAGGUGACAGUGUUGGAGGACGAGCAGCCAUAUCCAGACCAUGUAGACAGAUUUGGCUGGUGGCAGCUGCUGUGCAGAAAUGGUUUGACUGGUUGCUCUUACUGGGAGGUGGAGUGGAAGGGAAGAGUUCAUAUAUCUGUCAGUUACAUGAGUAUCAAGAGGAGAGGAUUCAGAACUGACUGCAGGUUUGGAGAGAAUGAUCAGUCCUGGAGUCUGAGCUGCUCGGAUACCGUUGGGUAUUCAGUCUGGCACAAUAACACAGUUGCAACCAUCUCCUUCUCAUCUCCCUCAUCCUCCACAGUGUCCAACAGGAUAGCAGUCUAUCUGGACUAUCCGGCUGGAUCUCUGUCCUACUAUAGAGUUUGCUCUGGCAAAUUAAUCCACCUUCACACUGUAAACACCAUAUUCAAAGAACCCAUUUAUCCUGGCUUUGGGUUCUGGUCCUAUGGUUCCACCUUGUCACUCUGUUCAUAUGAGAACUGCAGGCUUUUGGAAAUGACAGAGACAGACCAAGAGGUAAGAUGUUUAUGUCUACCUUUUCCAUAUUAUCCACUUUAUUUAACCAUAAUUUUCCCACUUCACAGCUCUGAACUCAGUCAGGUGUCAGUCAAUCGUCUUCGACUAUUAUUUGAACCCUCUGAUGACGCAAGGUUCCGACCGCGGAAACAAGACACCAAUAAGAGUGAUCGAUUGAAGAAAAUCCGUUUAUUUGACGAAUCUGACCUGAACAGUGGAAAAACCAUCGGCCUGCAGACACCAGUUCUGUCUCCAACCAGCGCCGUGUCCAUGAAGAGUGACCGGUCAAUGGAUCCAAUCACCGUGUUCAGAGACAGAAACCAGAUCGAUGAGGAGGAAUCUGCCUCCUGUGCUGCCAGCUGCGUGUCGCUAAAGAGCGACCGGUCCAUGGAUCCCAUAACUGUCUUCAAAAAUGGAGACCUGCCUGAGCACAAAGAAAUCCAGACAGCAGCCAUACCCUCAUCCAGCUGUUUAUCCAUGAAGAGUGACCGGUCCAUGGAUCCAAUAACUGUCUUUAAAGAAGGGCACCAGACUGUUCAGAACAGUAAUGAGCUGCAGGACUCGGCGGUUCUCAAUGUUCAGUCUGUUCAUCAUCAAACUGAUCUGGACUCCAUUUUUAAGGCUCUGGAGGAAAGCAUGGUAUUUUUUGUGAAGUCAGAGCUAAAGAAAUUCCUCAAUGUUGUUGGACCAGAUUAUCAUGAACACUUAAAGAACAAGAGAGAGAAUGAAGAGGUGUUGGAUGGGGGUGAGGAAGUGGAGGAAUAUACCAGCGGAGAGUCAUUUCUGAAGCUCACACUUGACUUUCUGAGGAGGAUGAAGCAAAAGAGGCUGGCUGAUUAUCUGCACAGCAGGGCCUCUUCAACAAAGUAUCAGCAAAGACACAAGACUAACCUGAGGAAGAGUUUCCAGCAUGUGUUUGAAGGGAUUGCUAAAAGCGGAAGCUCAGCUCCGUUAAACCAGAUCUACACGGAGCUUUACAUGACAGAGGGAGGAACCGGAGAUGUUAAUGAAGAGCACGAGGUCAGGCAGAUUGAAAUUACCUGCAGAAAACAAGACAGUCCUGAAACAAUCAGAAUAGAAGACAUCUUUAAGGUUCAUAAUGACAAAGCUCAGCCAAUCAGAACAAUGCUCACUAAAGGAGUUGCUGGCAUUGGGAAAACCAUCCUAACGCAGAAGUUCACUUUGGAUUGGGCCGAAGACAAAUCACAUCAGGAUAUUCAUUUUACUUUUCCGUUUACCUUCAGAGAGCUGAAUGUGCUGAAAGAGGAAAGAUUCAGUUUGGUGGAACUCGUUCAUCGCUUCUUUCCAGAAAGCAAACAAAUCCGCAGUUUUGAACAAUUUAGUAUAUUGUUCAUUUUUGAUGGCUUGGAUGAGAGCAGACUUCCACUGGACUUCAGCAACAGUCCGAUCCUGACUGACGUUGCAGAGUCCAGCUCAGUGGAUGUUCUGCUGAUAAACCUGAUCAGGGGGAAACUGCUUCCCUCCGCUCGCCUCUGGAUAACCACACGACCUKCAGCAGCCAAUCAGAUCCCUCCUCAGUGUGUUGGCAUGGUGACAGAGGUCAGAGGUUUUUCAGAUUCCAAAAAGGAGGAGUACUUUAGGAAGAGGUUUAAAAAUAAGAAGCAGGCCAACAGGAUCAUCUCCCACAUCAAAUCUUCACGUAGCCUCCACAUCAUGUGCCACAUCCCGAUCUUCUGCUGGAUCAAUGCCACAGUCCUGGAGGAUAUGCUGAAAACCAGGGAAGAUGGGGAGCUGCCAAAGACCCUGACAGAGAUGUACAUCCACUUUUUAGUUGUUCAGACCAAAGUAAAGAAAGUUAAAUAUGAUAAAGGGAUGGAAACAGAUCCUCACUGGAGUCCAGAGAGCAGGGAGAUGAUUGAGUCUCUGGGAAAACUGGCUUUUGAUCAGCUGCAGAAAGGAAACCUGAUCUUCUAUGAAUCAGACCUGACAGAGUGUGGCAUCGAUAUCAGAGCAGCUUCAGUUUACUCAGGAGUGUUCACACAGAUCUUUAUAGAGGAGAGAGGGCUGUACCAGGACAAGGUGUUCUGCUUCGUCCAUCUGAGUGUCCAGGAGUUUCUGGCUGCUCUGCAUGUUCAUCUGACCUUCAUCAACUCUGGAACCAACCUGCUGAUGGCAGCACAAAACACACCACAAACAGGAGAGCUAGAUUCUGCAGCAAUCCAGCUUCAUCAGCUCGCUGUUGACAAGGCCUUACAGAGUCCAAACGGACACUGGGACAUGUUCCUCCGCUUUCUGGUAGGACUUUCUCAGCCUGUGAAUCAAACGUUGCUACGAGGCCUACACACACAAACACAAAGCAGCUCACAAAGCAACCAAGAAACAAUCCAGUACAUCAAGAAGAAGAUCAGCGAUGAUGUGUCUGUAGAGAAAAGCAUCAACCUGUUCCACUGUCUGAAUGAACUGAGCGAUCGUUCACUGGUAGAGGAGAUCCAACAGUACCUGAAAUCAGGAAGUCUGUCCACAGACAAACUGUCUCCGGUUCUGUGGUCGGCUCUGGUCUUCAUCUUACUGUCAUCAGACGAAGACUUGGACGUGUUUGACCUGAAGAAAUACUCUGCCUCAGAAGAAGCCCUGCUAAGGCUGCUUCCAGUGAUCAAAGCCUCACACAGAGCUCUACUGAGCGGCUGUAACCUCUCUGGAAGAAGCUGUGAAGCUCUGUCUUCGGUUUUAAGCUGCCAGUCUUCCAGUCUGAGAGAGCUGGACCUGAGCAACAACAAGCUGGAGGACGCAGGAGUGAAGCUACUUUCAGUGGGACUGGAGAGUCCAAACUGCAAACUGGAAUCCCUCAGUCUUACAGGAUGUCUAAUCACGGAGGAAGGCUGCGCUUCUCUUGCCAAAGCUCUCGCCUCCAACCCGUCCCACCUGGAAGUCCUCGACCUCAGUUACAAUCAUCCUGGAGACUCAGGAGUGAUGCUUCUGUCUUCUAGGUUGGAAGAUCCACACUGCAAACUGGAAACACUCAGAUUGGACAGCUGUGGAAAGCAGUGGCUCACACCUGGACUGAAGAAGUAUUCCUGUGAACUUGAACUGGAUCCAAACACAGCUGGCCGAAAGCUGGCUCUGUUUGACAACAACAAGAGUGCAAAAAUCGUAAACCAAGAGCAGCCGUAUCCUGAUCACCCAGACAGAUUUGAAUGGAAUCAACUUCUGUGCAAAAAUGGCCUGACUGGUCGCUGUUACUGGGAGGUGGAGUGGAGUGGGAGGGUUCUGGUGUCAGUGAGCUACAGUCGACUCACCCGGAGGGGCCUGAGCAGCGAAUGCUGGUUUGGUGGGAACGAACUGUCGUGGGGUCUGAGGUGCUGUGACGACGUUGGUUACGCCAUCUGUCAUAAGAACAACAUGGCCAUCGUCCCCUUGCCACAGUCCUGCCUCUCCCACAGGAUAGCAGUGUAUCUGGACUAUCCUGCUGGGACUCUGUCUUACUAUCGAGUGUCUGCUGACACCCUGACGCAUGUUCACACCUUCUACGCCACGUUCACGGAGCCGCUGUACCCUGGCUUUGGGUUCUGGUAUGAUUCCUCAGCGACUCUGUGUUCCCUGUUUCGCUGUGGCCCCAUCAGUAAAGCUCCAGGCUCACCUCUGCCCUGCUUGUCGAUGAAGAGCGACUCUUCCAUGGAGAUUGCAACACAGUUUAAAUACAGACGUCAAACUUUUCAUACCAGCAUCAGCCAAGAGUUCCCAGAUGAGUCUGGGGAUGAAUCUGCUAGAGAACAGCAUCAAAAAGAGCUGAACUCUGUAUUUAAGAUGCUUGAGGAAAACCUAAUGACUUUUAUGAGAAAUGAGCUGCAGAAGUUUCAGAUGAUUCUGAGCUCUGACUAUUCAGAAGCUGCAGACAAUCAGGAGAAAGAAGACGAGAGAAACUCUGCAGAUCCAGAACAGGCCAAGGGCAGCAGGGAGACGUUUCUGAAGCUGUCGCUCCAGUUCCUGAGGAAGAUGAGGAAAGACGACCUGGCCGACUGUCUGUGGAACAGAACCUGCGCAACAGAAUGCACACAAAAGCUAAAGUCCAGCUUGAGGAAAAGAUUCUGCUGUGUGUUUGAGGGACUCGCUAAAGCAGGAAAUCCAACACUGCUGAACCAGAUCUACACAGAGCUGUACAUCACAGAGGGAGGCGAUCGACAGAUCAACGAAGAGCACGAGGUCAGGCAGAUCGAAGCAACGUCCAGGAAGCAGCGCGUUCAAGAAAAAACCAUCAGACAGGAAAACAUCUUUAAAGCUUCACCUGAAAAAGACAAACCAACCAGAACAGUGAUGACCAAGGGAGUCGCUGGAAUUGGGAAAACGGUCCUGACGCAGAAAUUCGCUCUGGACUGGGCUGAAAACCGGAGCAACCAGGACAUCCAGUUCAUUUUCCCCUUCACUUUCAGAGAACUCAAUGUUCUUAGAGACAAACGGUUCAGUCUGGUUGAACUUGUUCAUCACUUCUUUAAUGAAUCCAAAGAAGCACAAAUCUGCAGAUUUAACGACUUCCAGAUCGUGUUCAUAUUUGAUGGCUUGGAUGAGUGUCGACUUCCUCUGGACUUCAGCAACAAUGAGGUCCUGACCGACGUGACAGAGUCCACCUCUCUGGACGUUCUGCUGACAAACCUGAUCAGGGGGAAACUGCUUCCCUCCGCUCGCCUCUGGAUAACCACACGACCUGCAGCGGCCAAUCAGAUCCCUCCUGAGUGCGUUGACAUAGUUACGGAUGUAAAAGGGUUCACUGACGUACAGAAGGAGGAGUAUUUCAGGAAGAGGUUUGUAGACCAGAAGCAGGCCAGCAUGGUCAUCUCCCACAUCAAGAUGUCACAAAGCCUUCGCAUCAUGUGCCACAUCCCGGUCUUCUGUUGGAUCAGCGCCACCGUUCUGGAAAACGUCCUGAAAACCAGACAAGGCAGAGAGCUGCCCAAGACCCUGACCGAGUUAUACAUCUACUUCCUGCUGGUCCAGAGCAAAGUAAAGCAACUGAAAUAUGAAGGGGGAGCAGAGACAGAUUUAACCUGGAGUCCGGAGAGCAAGAAGAUGAUCAAGUCUCUGGGGAAACUGGCUUUUGAUCAGCUGCAGAAAGGAAACCUGAUCUUCUAUGAAACCGAUCUGGCAGGAUCUGGCAUUGAUAUCAAGGCGGCUUCAAUUUAUUCAGGAGUUUUCACACAGAUCUUUAAGGAGGAGAGAGGGAUUUACCAGGAUAAGCUGUUCUGCUUCAUCCAUCUGAGUGUUCAGGAGUUUCUGGCUGCUCUUCAUGUCCAUCUGACCUUCAUCAACUCAGGUGUCAACCUGCUGGAUGACAAGCAGCCAAAACAAAGGGUGUCUAAGGCCUUUAAAAACCAGCCUAAUGUAAGAAAACUUCACCAAACUGCUGUAGAUAAAGCUUUACAAAGUCCCAAUGGUCACCUUGAUCUAGUCCUUCGCAUACUGGUAGGUCUUUCACUGCCGGCCAAUCAAACGCUGCUCCGAGGCCUGCAGACACAAACUCCAAACAUCUUACAAUCAAAUCAGGAAACAGCUGAAUACAUCAAGAAGAUGAUCAGUGAUGGUCUGUCUGCGGAGAAAAGCAUCAACCUGUUCCACUGUCUGAAUGAACUGAACGACCGCUCCCUGGUGGAUGAAAUCCAGCAGUACCUGAGAUCAGGAAGUCUUAGCACACGAAAACUGUCUCCGGCUCAGUGGUCGGCUCUGGUCUUCAUCCUACUGUCAUCAGAAAAAGGUCUGGAAGUGUUUGACCUGAAGAAAUACUCUGCUUCAGAGGAGGCUCUGCUGAUGCUGCUGCCAGUGGUGAAAGCCUCCAACAAAGCUCUGCUAAGCGACUGCACCCUCUCUGAGAAAACCUGUGAAGCUCUGUCCUCAGUGCUCGGUUCGCAGUCUUGCUGCUUGAGAGAAGUGGACCUGAGUCAUAACGACCUGGAGGACGCAGGAAUGACGGCGUUGUCUUCUGGGAUGUUGGAUCAACAGUGUGGACUAGAGUCACUGAGGGUAGCUGACUGCAACCUGACACAGAGGAGCUGUGAGACUCUGUCCUCAUGUCUCAGUUCCAAGAGUUUGAGGCUCCAGAGUCUGGAUUUGAACUACAACUGCCUGCAGGACGUCGGACUGAAGCAGCUUUCUGAUGGACUGAAGAGUCCGUACUGCAAACUAGAGAGGCUCAGUUUGACGGCAUGUGGCCUCUCGGAGCACAGCGUUGAAACUCUGGCCUCGGUGCUCAGCUCUCCCUCCUGCAGCCUCAAAUCUCUGAACAUGAGCAACAACAACCUGGGCGAGUCGGGGCUGCAGCGGCUCUGUGCUGAACUGAAGAACAAACACUGUCAGAUGGAGACGGUCAUCCUGUGUGGAUGCCAACUCUCAGAAAGAUGCUGCAAAUAUAUAUCCUCAGUUCUCAGCAGUCAGCCGUCCAAACUGAGAGAGCUGGACCUGAGUAACAACAACCUGAGAGAUGCAGGAGUGCAGCAGCUGUGCAGUGGGCUGGAGGCGCCGCACUGCAAGCUGGAAACGCUCAGACUGUCAGGCUGUCUGGUGACAGGAAAAGGUUGCGGCUAUCUGGCGUCGGCCCUGAGCUCCAACCCGUCUCACCUGACAGAACUGGACCUGAGCUACAACCAUCCAGGAGUCGUAGGGAAGCAAAUGCUGUCGUCUGAGCAGAAGGGCCCACAGUGGAAACUGGCUAAUCUGAGUUUGGACCAAGGCGGAGAGCACAGGCUACAACCUGAUGUGAGAAAGUAUUGGUGUGAACUUGAUCUGGACAUGAAUUCAGUGCACAGACAGCUCCGCCUCUCUGACAACAACACGGAGAUUCGGCAGGUGGAGGACGAGCAGCCGUACCCCGACCACCCAAACAGGUUCCAGACCUGCUGGCAGCUCAUGUGCAGAAACGGCCUGACUGGUCGCUGUUACUGGGAGGUGGAGUGGAAGGGAGCAGUUCUCAUCUCUGUGAGCUGCAAAGGAAUCAAACGAAGUGGGAAAAGUGAGGACUGCCGGUUCGGAAGGAAUGAUCAGUCCUGGACGUUGGAGUGCUCGGAUGUGUUUGGUUUGGCCGCCUGGCAUGUGAACAGAGAAACAACCAUCCCCUCCUCCUCGGCCCCCCACAGAGUAGGAGUUUAUCUGGACCAUCCUGCAGGAACGCUGUCCUUCUACAACGUGGCCUUUGACAGGCUGAAGCAUCUCCACACCUUCUGCGCCACAUUCACUGAACCCGUUUAUCCCAGUUUUGGUUUGUGGUCUGGAGCCUCAGUGUCUCUGUGUUCAGCAGCUUCAAAGAAACUUUAAAUAUGUUUCAGAGUAAAUAUAACAGCUUUACAUAAUUAAAGCUGUGCAGCAGCUCUGUGCAUAACUGAAAACGUUCUAUGUGAAUAGAUAAGUUAAGCUGUUACACUUCUAAAAUUAAUUUAAUCGUCAUGUUUUCUAUGAAACCAAAGGAUCUCCACACAUCCCGCUUUACGUUUUACGGUGGAGGAGCAGCAGAGUUUGAAAACACCAACACAUAAUCGUCUGCACCGCCAUCACAGCCGUUUAAUCCGUUGCCAACAGGCAGUAAUGUGA
Molecule: messenger RNA, 11153 nt
Organism: Poecilia reticulata (guppy)
Lineage: Eukaryota; Metazoa; Chordata; Actinopteri; Cyprinodontiformes; Poeciliidae
Source: RefSeq, a predicted model, not a curated record